Molecule: messenger RNA, 2681 nt
Organism: Trichoplusia ni (cabbage looper)
Lineage: Eukaryota; Metazoa; Arthropoda; Insecta; Lepidoptera; Noctuidae
Product: sodium/potassium/calcium exchanger 4-like
Exons: 10
Coding region: 186-1811 (541 amino acids)
Biological process (GO): intracellular calcium ion homeostasis; calcium ion transmembrane transport
Cellular component (GO): membrane
Molecular function (GO): calcium, potassium:sodium antiporter activity; calcium channel activity
Source: RefSeq, a predicted model, not a curated record
UGAUAUCUUUCUUUCAGUGUCGUGAGAUCCUUGGUGACUGCUUAGUGGCAACAGUCGCUCAAAUCGUAUUAUUGCCAAUUAUUAUGGUGUAUAAGUUUUGUUAACAAUCAGCGUUGCCACUCUGUUUUGUUGAAAGUCGAUCUGAAUUCCAUAAGUUUGGAACGGUCGCAAGAAGAGGGAUCAUCAUGACUCGCGCCAACCUGACCACCGUCCUGUGGGCGCUAUUCUUGGCUGCCUGCAUCUCACACGCCGCAGCAUUCGAGGAUUUCAACGACACAGAGGAGGACCGUUUGGACGUAUCUGUUCGACCUGUUAAUAGAAAUGGCAAAAUUGUGUAUAUGGACGAGGAUUUGGUGAGGAAGUUGGAUGAAGAGCACAGCACUUGGCACUGGACCCCAUGGUUAAGGACAAGACUGGAAAUAUCCGAUGGUGUAGCUCGUGAAAUGCAGUGUUUUGCCAGAGACUCGAUCGACAGUUUCCCAGAUGGAUUGUUUGAUGAUGAACAACUAAGGCGGGGCGCUUUUAUAUUGUAUGCCAUGUUUGGUAUUUACGCGUUCACUCUGCUGGCCAUUGUUUGUAAUGACUAUUUCAUCCCUUGCGUCGAACUGAUUUGCGAAGAUUUAAAGAUUCCUCAGAAUGUCGCAGCCGCUACCUUCAUGUCAGUAGCCACAUCAUGCCCAGAGUUCUUCGUCAACGUCAUUUCUACUUUCUUGACCGAGUCCGAUAUGGGUAUUGGUACUAUUGUUGGAUCAGCUAUUUUUAAUGCUCUUGGUGUUGCUGCUAUCGGAUCGCUCGCUGCUAUUACGCCUAUCAAAAUAGAAUCACGUCCCGUCACUCGAGAUGUGGUCAUCUACAUGAUUAAUGUCGGUGUUCUCGUGGCUUUUGUAUGGGACGGUCAGAUCGACUGGUACGAGGCUCUCGUCUUGGGCAUCCUCUACAUCUUAUACUUCAUUAUUAUGUUCAACAGUAUGAGAAUGUUUGCCUUAUACGACAAGUGUGUUGCGAAGUACUUCAAGAAGAACAGAUCGCUGGACAUUACAGAAGUUAACGUUGUCGAAGAUUCGAAGUCAGUUGAAGACGGUUUUGACAACAAAGGAUUUACAGAUGUCAGUGUUAGCAGUCCUGAGAAAGUCUCAGUAGUCGAGAAGGUUGACGAGGAAGUGAAGAAACCAAAGAAAAGCUUGUUCAGAUUUCCCAUGGAAAAGUCUUGGGGCUACAGAAUCUGGUGGUUAUACGUCUGGCCCUUGAAACUUGUACUAGGAAUGACUAUUCCCAACCCAAAUAUGUUCAGGAGAAUAUACCCGUUGUCUUUCAUCAUGUGUAUCGUGUGGAUCGGCGCUAACUCUUACAUCGUGUCCUGGAGUAUGACCGUUAUUGGUCACACUUUCUUCAUUCCGGAAUCGGUGAUGGGGAUGACUUUCUUGGCCUUCGGAGGAUGUUUGCCAGAGGCCUGCUCAGUUUUCAUCAUGUCGAGACGAGGCGAAGGCGGAAUUGGUGUUUCGAACGCUUUGGGCGCCAACUCCUUGGCGAUAUUGUUCGCGUUGGGCUUGCCUUGGUUGAUCAAAACCCUGUCGCUGGUGGUGUCAGGGGCUGAUGACACAGCCGUCCUGAUCAACUCAGCUGGCAUAGACUUCGUUGUCGGCUCCCUCCUUGUUGCCGUGGCUUGCUUGUGGAUCACCUUGUUCAUCGGAAAAUUCACCCUGAGGAGAAGUCUCGGUGCUGUCCUCAUAGUACUCUACGCCAUCUUCAUCACCUUCGCGAUCCUUGUCGAAAUGGGGAUCAUUCUGGACAGGGGCAUUGCUGAAUGUUGAAUAAUCUUUACGCUAUAUAAACGGAGUAAGUUUGUUGAUAUAACCAUCACAAGAGGUUUUUAUUUCUCUUUGACUUAGGAUAUGCUCACUAGGAUCACCUUAGAUCGCAUUGCCACUAGAGGAACACAACAUUGUGUCAAAUUUAAAUAAAGAUGGCAGCGUCAUUAGAUUAUUUGUUGUCAUCUCAUUGGAUAAUUAUAAAUAUCGCAAAUGAGUGGAAAUAAUGGUGUACGAAGCUCUGUUGUUUUUUACUCUUAAAGUAUUUGCUGUAGCAAGUUGUAAUUAAAUUAAUGUUAUGACUAGUGCUGAUCAGAGUGGUCCUUUACGAAGAUCGCUGGGUGACACGACGUAGUGGGUUAACAAGAUUGAACAAGACCCACAUGAGUCGAGCCUGAGUUCUUUAUUAAGAAAUUUUACUUUGAAAAGUGAUGAUAAAAGUGAGUUAGGAUCUGAUUAUACGUUACCGACUUGGCUGUUGUAAGUUUAUUGUGACCGUACCAUUGUUACACGCACACUUGUGAUAUUUGCCUACUUUGUAUGCAUGCCAGCUCAUCAGUUCUAUACAUACCUACCUACAAUAUUUUUUUCUAGUACUGUUGUUAAGAAAUCUGUUAGGAUCGAGCGUUUUUGUUUCGCAACAGAUUUCUAUGGAUUCCUACCUCGAACAAGAUAUUGUUAUAAGUACUUUAUUUUUGCAACUUGAUGUACAUAAACUAAUGCAUUAUAGAUGAUAAGUAGAUAAGUAGAAAUUAUAAAAAUAUGUUUUAUUUAUUGUUUUUAGUGAGAAAUGCAACUUCAAUACAUUUUAUGGUUAGAUAUUGGAGUUGUAAAACAUUUUGGUAUUAAAAAUUCUCAAUUACUCAAGGAAAA